Molecule: messenger RNA, 4537 nt
Organism: Leptopilina heterotoma
Lineage: Eukaryota; Metazoa; Arthropoda; Insecta; Hymenoptera; Figitidae
Gene: Gfrl
Exons: 18
Coding region: 755-4336 (1193 amino acids)
Biological process (GO): nervous system development
Cellular component (GO): external side of plasma membrane; signaling receptor complex
Molecular function (GO): signaling receptor activity
Source: RefSeq, a predicted model, not a curated record
CCGAGGUGCGCGUCAGUCUCGGCGGAACCACGUGGACGUUUAUAUUUGCCGCAUCGUAACUACCGGUUUGUUCCAAAUUGCAAUUCUUUUUAUCAGAAAUUCAUCCUCCUCCGGCAAAAAUGAUCACUAUACACCUCCAGUAUUCUUUAAUUUUUGUUUUUAAAUUCUUCAAUUUUAAUUUAUUAAAAAUUUGAUUUGUUUUUCUUUUUGGAGGAAUUAAGAAAAAAUCACGUGCGUGUUAUUCGCGAGUGUAAAAAAAAAAAGAAAGAAAUUUCCUUCCAUUUCGCGCGCGCGGUAGUUUUGUUUCCGUGAGUGCGUGCAUCGAAGACUGGUACGACUUCGUACCGGUGAGAUUCCACCCUUUGUUUCCUUAUCAUACUGUCUCUGAAAUUCGUGUUCAGUUCUUGAUUUGAAAAAAAAAAUUAUUAGUUAUUCUUUUUUUGGGUUCGUAAAAAAUAGUUGUGAAAAUAAGAAAAUUAAUGUGCGUGGAGUGUGUAAUUUUUUUUUAAAUUAAGAAUUUAGAGAGGAGAGAAAUAAUGAAGAGAAGGAGAAAUUUUGAUUUGUUAAGAGAAGAGACAUUGUGAGUAAGAGAGAGAGAGAGAGAGAGAGAGAGAAAGGAAAUGUCAAGAUGAAAUUUGACGUGUUGAGGUGUAGGAGAUAAAAGGGAGUAGUCCUAUUGGAUUUGAGAGAGAGGAUCAUCGAGGAUUUUAAGGUCCUCCUUUAAUAUGAUGAUAGAUCCCUGAAGAGCUGAGCCAUGUCACGUGUCAGGCGAAUCCUGACAUGUUCGGCGCAACUUACGCUGACCGUCAUUCUCAUUCUCCUUCUUGUGUCGUGUCUUCUCGUCAACGGAAGUGAGUUUCCCGAGAGGGAAUGCUGCGAUCCGAUUUAUCCGAUUCCGGAGCCAACCAGCAAAGCACCAUCGGCACCGACACCAACUGGAAGAAGCGGAUCCGAUAUAAAAGCACCGAUAGCAAUUUUAAAUUGUCUAUUCGCUCGACAAUUGUGCUUUGACGAUUCAUCUUGCAGUGCCAUUUUGGAAAUAAUACCACGUGUCUGCGGUCCAGAAUUAGUUGCGUGUUCAACGGUGACUGUGUCAAAAUGUCAAGCAGCUUUAAAAACACUGCAAGCUUUCUCGUUCUUCCGGCCAACGUGCCUUUGCAGGGAACCUCAUGUCGAUCCCGAAUGCAACAACUUUCGUGACUUCCUCUUUGACCAUCCAUGUAUCUACGUAUUAAAAAAAGGUGCGCGGAGAAAAAUGAGUUGUCAGCCGAACGAAAAUUUGUACAAAGAGGCUGGUCCUAUUGAUACUCUACCGAAUUGUAAUCAUGCGUUAAGUGUGUGUCAACGUGAGAAACCCUGCACCAAGUUGUUUGAAGAUUUCAAGAGCAGCUGUAAGGCGAGAGAUGGCAAAUGUAGGAUAGAAAAUCGUGAUGCAUGCCACGAUGCAUGGACACAAUUACGAAAAUCACCAAUGUUCGGCUGCAUCUGUCCAAAUAAUCACAUGAAAAGACGAUGCGAUCGAAUAUUUUCGGUCGUCAAUCAUAAUCCCUGUAUUGAAUUUGUGCCCUCCUCCGCGUCCAUUGAUCUCUCGGGCACGGACUCGGCACUCUACCCCUUCAAUCCCCAAGAGGAGAACCUCCACGAGAUCUGGUUACCUCCGACCAGUAUGUAUCCCUAUUUUCUAUUCCCGGGAACCGCGAGUACGCGUAACACGGGCAACGAGAUUGACUUCGAAUUCGAUGGUGCACGUCAUCAUCGUACACAACAUCGUUAUCAUGAGGUACCCGAAUUACCAGGUAGUCCCGGACAACCCAAGACGUAUCCCGAGACGUUCGAUCCAUAUCCAGAUCCCGACGAGGAUCGAACGUCUCAUGAGGGUUUCGCCGGGACUCAUCAUCGAAUCAAAGACGGUGAGCAACUAUGGAAAUGGUCCGUUCACGAGGGUGGGACUUUACAGAAAUCAAAAAUUAAUGGCGACACUUCUCUCCACUCAUUAUCAUCGACUCCAUUUUCAAAAUAUUCCAAAUUCACCCCAUCAAAUUCUUUUCCCCCAUCAAAUUCUUUCUCCCCAUCAUCAUCAUCAUCAUCAUCAUCUUCAUCAUCAUCAUCAGAAUCAUUAUCCAAGCAUGAUCGCGCCUCAAGCACCGAGCACCUGCAGCAUGGCGUACUUCUACGGCACAAUGAUACCGUGGAUAUGCACCAAGAACACCGUCACCGUCAUCAUCAUGACGAUUACCCUGCACUGCCACCACCACCUUCUGCACAAGCACCACCACCCGUUCUUGUAUCACCACCAGCACGUCCUACACCCACCGUAGAUGAGACCAAUCCUGCACCAUCGGAUGCACAUGGCACCAAGAAAUUUGCACCAAGACCGACCUACGAGCACGGGGCGAUUAUCGAUCAUCUUGACAACGAUCUCGACGAAUUCAGAAUCGACCGUCUACCCGUCGAUCGUUUCCUCGAUCUCCCCGCAUUCGACGAAUUCGUCGGGCAAGUGAAAUACAUCUCACAUCCUGAUAAUUCGACAACAUUAGAAGUUGAAUCUCAAUUGGAGAAUCCAUUGAUUGAUGUACAUCAUCAGGACUUCAACGAUUUACGAAAGUUUCCUAUUCCCGAAAUCCAUCAUCAUCGGACUCAUCAUAAGAAAAAUCAUUCCAACGAUGAACAAGAACCCGGACUGGCGAUACCGUCUUCGUUGCCUGACUCUGAAAGAAUAAUACCUCAGCCAACGAAGGUGAUUCUAACCAGCACGUGCCAUCACGCUUAUGCGUCUUGCAAGAACGACCCAGAUUGUAGAGCAGUACUUCAGCCUGUUCUAAACCAUUGCGAUCAGGCAACAUGCGCCAGAAACGAAUGCAUGGAUGCGCUUCAGCAUUUUUACAAGUCGGCAAGUCAUAAACACUCGGUGGAAAUCGCAUUCUGUCUGUGCAAAACAAACGACGAGAAAAGGAACGAUUGCACAGUGGCAAAGGAGAAAAUGCAUCCGCAGUGUGCUCAACGUCCGGAAGGACCAGAAAUACCAACUUGUCACAGUUUAGCGGAACUUUGUAGAGACGAGAGAAGUUGCAGGUCUAAAUUAGAAUUUUAUGAGCAAAGCUGUGCUGUGGAUAGUGUUACGAAAAAAUGUGCAGGAUCGACGUCGGUAUGUAGAGAAGCUUUACUGGGCAUUCUAGGCACGGAAUUAAGGACCACUUGUGCCUGUAAAGGCACCGACCUGUCUCAAAUUUACGAUUGUGUGGGCUGGCAGAGGCUACUUUGGGUUAACCCUUGCGUCGUUGAAUCACAGAAAGAUUAUCAUGCGAGGAGAAAACAUCAUCUUCAUCCAAGAACGACGACGAUCUCGGCAAUGUCGACUACUCGAGCGGUCACAGCAACGACAGAGGCUGUCAUUGUGGCGGAAGUCGAGGACAAUGUGAUACCGGAAAUCACCACCAGACAACCCACCACUGAAACAACAACAGAAUUUGUGGAACUUACCACCACAAGUAUUGUCACGACGCCCAGUACAACGACGACCAGCACGACACCUCCACGAUUCUGCGUUGUUCAAAGGCCGAGGCAAUCACAACAAUAUAUUCGUGAGGGCAAAGGCAAGAGGUUGUAUCGCGAUGACGAGCCGGAUUGUUCGGAACUCUGCCAAUGUGGAGAAGGAGAAGUUCUAAUUUGUAAUACAAUUUGCGUUAAAUCUUCACCUUGCAAAACUGACUUCGCUUACUAUAAUCAUGCAGCUCCAGCUUAUCAAGCAUACCGAGGUCGUUGUCUUUGCUAUAGUGGUCGUUUCAUCUGUAUGCGACCUUCUCCCGAUGCAUAUAGCAUUCCGCAUGGAGUAUUUAUGUUCCUGGGGUACAGCGAGACUGAUGAAACCUUGCUAAGGCCUCAUAAUAAUCUCACCGUGCUGGAUGCGGUGUCUUCCCUAGACAGUUUUAUGCGAGAGGAAGUAAAUAAUCAGACUGUAUGUACACUUUUCUUGUACAAUGUAACUAAGGAAAACGUGAUUGCGGCCGUCCGUCUGGGGACGGAUAAUCCGCCUCCAAACAUUAGUGAAUCACAGAAUCUACAACAUCUGCUUCGCGUCAAGGAGGAGUGUGCGUCGAUGUUACAGGAUCUCAGCGAUAAGAUUAACAACAAACAUCAAGAGGUCCAUACGCACCCUCUACUCUCAAUUUUCAAAAUGGCAGAGGUCGAGGUAAAAUUGCCACUAGCUAGUGAAGCAACAUUGACAUCGAGGCCGUCAACCUUAUUCUUGGGGUUGACAUUGCUGAUAAGCGGUAUUCUCCAACGUUCCACGACGGCAAUGUUAAUAUCCUCCUUCACUGAGGACCUCAUCUCGUGACACGGAUGACCAUUUUCAUCGUGAAAACUGUAAGCUCUCCACUCACACACAAACACACACACACACAAAUAAAACAUAUACACAUACAUACGUGACAACAAAUGAUAAACUUUAUGGUUUGUGCAGAUUACAUAUAUAUAUCAAACACACUUAUACAUGUAUAGCUAUAUAUAUUAAAUACAAAAACACGCUAAAAUUCAA